AUGGCGCGAUGUUCGGUACUAACACCAGAGCAGAAAUCGGCAAUUGUACGUCAGAGCAACAAUGAGCCGGAAUGGAAUCAGAAUAAAUUAGGGCAAUGGGUAGCAGACACGUUUCAUUUGGACUUUGUACCAUCCCAGCCCACUAUUUCUAUCAUCCUACGGCAGGCAGGGAAAUCCUUGAAAUCGCGAGGACGUAAAAAGAAGAAGCAGACACCUGAUCGUAUUACGAAUAAGGUAGUCAGAUGUCCACAGAUAGAAAAGGCAAUGCUGCAAUGGCUAGAAAAGAAAAUUAAAAAGGAUGAAGCGGUGACUGUGACAGCGGUACAGACGAAAGCCGAGGAACUUGAGCACAAGGUAAAAGUCACAGUGGAAGGUUUUGUCGUCUCGAAGAUGUGGGUGGAUAGUUUCAUGCGGCACCAUGUGCUGAAUUUUCCAUUUGGUUUAUCGGAAUUGGAUGAUAUGGAAAGUAACGAGAAGGUUGAGACGAUACUAUGCGCUCCAGCUGCAAAGAAAGUGGAAAAGACAAUGACGACGAAUCGAGUUGGGAAAGCAGGAAAAACAAGUCGACGGGUGGCGAAAAAAUUGGUGGGAAGGAAGGAUUCUUGCUCUUCGGUGGGAGUGAAAGCGACUUGCGUGCCUGUGAGAAAGAGAAAGCGUGAUGGCAAAGAGAACGAAUCGGCCAGGCAGGUGAAGGGAAGGAAAUAA
Peronospora belbahrii is the source of this 705-nucleotide messenger RNA. NCBI's taxonomy places the organism in Eukaryota, Oomycota, Peronosporomycetes, Peronosporales, Peronosporaceae. The record is from the annotation of a GenBank genome assembly.